Messenger RNA from Caenorhabditis remanei, 600 nucleotides. RefSeq lists its product as uncharacterized. Gene Ontology annotation, biological process: translation. NCBI's taxonomy places the organism in Eukaryota, Metazoa, Nematoda, Chromadorea, Rhabditida, Rhabditidae. Gene Ontology annotation, cellular component: mitochondrial large ribosomal subunit. The transcript has 3 exons. Gene Ontology annotation, molecular function: structural constituent of ribosome. The record is from RefSeq and is a predicted model, not a curated record. The coding region runs from base 1 to 600 and encodes 199 amino acids.
AUGGCCUCUGCCUGUGCUUCUCGAUUAACAUCCGUCAUUCGGACGACGUCGGUCCGCGGAUUUCACGAUCGCAGUUCUGUACCACGAGUUGUAGACGAUCGUGAAAAAUCAACAGCCAAGUAUACUGACGCUGGUUAUACUUUCCGCUAUCACCAACAAGGUGUAGAUCCUCUUCCCCGUAUUCCUGAUUGUAAAGUGCCAGUAGCUCGGCCAAACUAUAAAGUGCGCGAUCAAUGGAGUGAUGAAGCCGCUCGAUUCGGUCAAAAUGACUACAUUGAUCUUCUGGGUGACGGAUCUGUUCAUCCAGCGCAACUCCAGUAUCACACACCGACAUGGCUACGUGGAUUCCCAGGACAGCACAAAGCGAAUGAGCUCAUCAAAUUAAUUCAUUAUCGUAAUCUGUAUGACUCGAAAUUAAAGCAGAAUUCGCCGAAAAGAUGGCACGAAUUGAGAAAGAGAAUAAAAUAUUUGAUGAUGCAACAUAACUAUAACAAGCAGGACGAGAUCGGUCGAGAACGCAAUUUGGGAUUGUGGGAAGAAGAACCAGACUAUACGUACAAAGACAAGUCACGACGAUCAUUCAGAGACGAAAUUCAUUAA